Molecule: messenger RNA, 4224 nt
Organism: Anguilla rostrata (American eel)
Lineage: Eukaryota; Metazoa; Chordata; Actinopteri; Anguilliformes; Anguillidae
Product: glycerophosphodiester phosphodiesterase domain-containing protein 5-like
Exons: 16
Coding region: 580-2415 (611 amino acids)
Biological process (GO): lipid metabolic process
Cellular component (GO): membrane
Molecular function (GO): glycerophosphodiester phosphodiesterase activity
Source: RefSeq, a predicted model, not a curated record
CAACAUCGCAGUUUAAUCGCCGCCCCGAGAGCCCCAUACAGUAAAGGCGCCUCGUUUAUUUCAAAACACAGAACAGAAUGCCACUGCCGCAGCGACAGAGUUAGAGUGCGGUGAAAUCGUAAUAGCAGUAGUAACAAUUUAACAGAUUCUAUCGGCUUCGCGCAGAUUGUUUGGACAGAGCUAAACAGUCGGGAGCACAGUGUUCAUUAGCCAUUCACAAAAUAAACUGGGACGGAUGACAUUAAAAAAGAGCAGCUCUGCAUUUUCAACAGGUAGAAAGUUAAAGAUUGAGAGCUGGGCUUCGUUUUCAGCGGUUUACCUGCAUAUCAUUCAUUGUUCAUCCUUCAUCUAGAUCAGUAGAAGACAUAGCUACAAUUAGGCACUGCGGAACACUGCGGAAACACAUUGGCUGUCGAAAGAACACCCCGGGGCUUCGAAGGAAAGACCAUCAAGCUCUAUAAACCUCUCCACCAAGACUGAUUGAAGCCUGAACCUCUGCUCUCCAUCUUCCUCCUCCUCCUCCUCCUCCUCCUCCUCUUUUCUCACUCCUGCGCUGUGAUGGCACGGCGCGUGUGACCCAUGGGCCCCUCCCCCACCACCCUGUCCAAGCUGAAACUGGGGAAGCUGAAGGUGGUGCGCCGGCAGCUUCUGCAGCGCUAUGAGCACCAGCCCUUCGUGUCCUGCCUGGCGGGCCUCUACGGGUGCCAGUGGCGGCGCUACCAGCGGGCGCGCACCCCGCCGGGGGAGUGCUGCUGCAGCAAGAUGGAAUGUGGCAGUUUUGGACUCCUGAUAGCAACAUUUUGCCUCUCCCUGGUGUUUCUGUAUUUCUGGAGUGAGGCACAGAAUGACUACAAUGACUUUGACUGGUUCAACUUUGGAAACCUGGGGUUCUGGUUUCCCUGGUCAGUGGUGCUUCUGGUUGUUGCUGCUGCAUUCUUCAGUUAUGUGACUCUGCUGCUGGUUCUUGCAGUGUGUUUGCUGUCUGAGGGCCAGCAGCUGUAUCUGCACUGGGGACACAAGAUUGGGAUCCUAGUGACUCUGACUUUCUCCAUUGUGGCCACGGCUGUGCUUUCGGACCUGUGGAGCAAAGAAUGGUCUACUCUCCUCCUCUCCUUCCAGGUUACAGCACCAUAUCUGCAUGUGGGCGGGGUCUUGAUGAUGACAAUCCUGUCCUGGCCAAUAGCCUUACAUUACUUCCGCAUGAACAAGAAAGUGCGACAAGCGGUUACCAUGGGACUGUACGUGGCAGUGCUCUUUUCCCUUUACCUGGUUCCCCUGGGUUUGUACUCUCCCUGCAUCAAACAAGAGGGCACCCUGGGACCUGCUCCCAUUCUCAUCGGGCACAGAGGUGCCCCCAUGCUUGCGCCAGAAAACACCCAGAUGUCCUUUGAGAAAGUAGUCGAAGCAGGAGGUGAGGGCUUGGAAACGGAUGUCACCAUCAGCUAUGAUGGGGUUCCAUUUCUGAUGCAUGACAGAACUUUGCGAAGGACCACAAAUGUGCAGGAAGUGUUCCCGGACCGCACAGAUGCCCUGGCCGCCAUGUUCAAUUGGACCGAACUUGAGAGGCUUAACGCUGGCGCCUGGUUCCUCUCUCGUGACCCCUUCGGAACUGCCUCCUCUCUGGCCCCAGCGGAUCGGGCCCGAGCGCAGAAUCAGUCUGUCUUCACGCUGCGCGACUUCCUGGACCUGGCUGCCCUGCAUGGAAAAAUGGUGAUCUUUGACCUUUACCGCCCGCCUAGGGGCCACCCCUAUAGAGACACCUGGAUCACCCGCACUCUGGAGGUCAUCCACAACGAGUCCUCCAUCCGAUCCAACCAGGUGCUGUGGCUGCCAUGGGAAUUGAGAGACCUUGUGCAGGAGUUGGACCCAGCCCUGCAGCAGACCUCUGGAAAGAGGGCCUCCAUCGAAGAGCUGCAGGAGGGCAACAUCGUUAAGCUGAACCUCCACUACAGCUCCAUGUCCGAGGAGCAGAUAAGCAAGUAUGCAUCAGUGAACAUCAGCACUAACCUGUAUGUGAUCAGCCAGCCCUGGCUGUACUCUCUGGCCUGGUGUGCCGGGGCCCAGUCUGUCACCACCAACGCCUUGCAUGUCCUCAAGAACCUGCGUAGGCCGCUCUUCCUCAUGACUCCAGAGAAUUACAAACGGAUGUGGGUCCCUACGGAUGUUGUGUCUGCCGCCCUCAUCCUCAUCGUCUUUAUCUUUCACUGGUGGAGGGAACGGGGUCUGGCUUUCUACUCAAGCAGUCGAGAAGCAAAUGACAAUGGAAACUACAGCAAGUUCAGAACCGAGCUGAGUGACAUAUGGUCCAUCUCUGGCGUCAGUGCUCUCGGGCAGCCACUGAAUGCAGCCAUCGCCCCAAAACUGAGCUCCAUUUCUGAGCUGCAGGAGGCCUCUGGGACAGCCCAUCUGCCUUGACCCUUCACAUUUCCCUGCUCCUGAUGAUCAGUGUUCACUGGACGUGCUAUAAGUCUACAGAGAAAAUAAUCCGACUUACUGGAAGUGAUGUCACAGGAAGCUUAGCCUCCAGAAAGGAAGUUUAGCAAUAUUGGCAGGAUCAUCCAGGUGCUUGCCAUUCGUUGAAUUCUCUACCUCUUCCCAGCACUUGUUCAUGUCUUGUGGGGGAAUAAAGCCCUUACUGAGUAUUACACAGUAUAUGAGCUGUGAAGUACCAUGUGGAUAUCAUACGUGAUACAUGGAUUUCUGCUGCCAAAUUGAUUAGCAUUAAUAUUUGUGUUCACAUGUAGAAAUACAAAAGGCAGCAGUAUGAGUUAAUGUGAAAACAGCGUGAAUACACAUAUGAUGUGUGAACUGUGUAAAUGAUAUUUUCCUGUGACGUUUCAGUGAUUACAUCUAUUUGAAUGUAAUGUGAAGCACAGGUGGUGCUCAUACAAGUGGCCUAGCCGCAUUUCCUCUCUUUAAUCAAAUCUCCCUGUCAAACAGGAUUCUAGUGAAGUAUUCAUGUAACUGGCUUCCUGUGUAGUAUGAAUAUGUAGUUUUUAUUUAAAUGACUAGAAGCACAUUGGACAUACAUGGAAAAAGACUGCUCGUAUUAUUACUGUUAUAGGUUUUACUGUAUGAAACCAUACAAAACUGAUAGUGAAUUACAAGCACUUUUUGAACAUAUGUUUGCAAUUUUCAUGGUCACUUAAGCAUGGAUUAUUUCUUUAUUUCAAGUUUUAUGCAUUUAGAGCCAUAUACGGACAGUCUUGGAAAAGGGCACAAAAAACAGUAUCCAAACAUUAUUGUCCUUCUGGUAAGGAAUAAAAAUAUAAUUAGAUGCAUUACAUUUCUGGUUUCAAAGUUUGAAAUUAAUAUGUAGAAAGGUUCUACACACUCACUGGCAGGUCCACUAAAAACUCCAGCUCAGGCAGUUGGUGUUUGUUUCUGUUUGAUAGUAGAACUGUAAAACUGUAAAACUGUUAAAAGAAUAUUUUAGUAUUCCCUAUUCAGAACUGGUGAAAACUCUCUUUGGGGCCCCACUGGGUUGCUCGUCAUGUGAAUGGUCUGUUGGUAGUGGGGCUCAUGGUAUGGUAUCAAGCCCAGACUUUGGCAGUACUUGCUGUAGUUGUUAGCCACCCAGGAUGGUGUUUAAUUGACUGCAGCAUCAUCUAGGAAGUGAGAGAUCUCUCUUGAUCUGAACAUACUGUCUCAACGACCCCCUCUGGUCAGCUGCGUGACCACAGUCUGCCUGAGCUACACAUGGAAGUGUGCUCCAGUGACUCACUGCGGAGUGAGAAUGAGCAGUGGCUUGGCAUUGUGUUUUGGAGGAGAGUGCCCGUUCGUCUGAGCCACAGAACAGGUCUGUGCUCUCCAGAAUUGAGAGAGGAAGUUGCAGUGAUGACCUUAAUCCCACACAAAUGGGACAUUUCAAAUUUGGAGAAAAAUAGGGGGAAAAUAAAUAGAUUAAUUCCUUUGUGUAUGUACCACAAAAGAGAAGGGGCUGCAGUGAAUGUGCGAUGACAUUCAAAAUUAGUAUAGCACAAAUAUAUGUGACUUCUGAGGCACUUCUUAUGAGUGGCCGAAGGAGCCACUAUGCAUAAGCCACCUUGGUAAAAACAGAUUAGAAGAGUUAUCUAAUGAAAAAGAUAUUCUGGUUGUGUCGCAGGACAGCUUACUUUCCUUUUUCUUUGUCAAUGAAGAGCCAUUGUGAUAUUUACAUUGACUUCUGUGUCUCUUUGCUAUAUGCUAUGACUAUAUGGUAUGUAAAAUAAAUAUUUUGAAAUA